UCUCCUUCAAGCGUGGAUAUUGUCGUCUGUCUUCCUGGCAAGCAUGGGCACCUUCGCAGGGAAAGUGCCAACAGUUUAUGAUGUUCUACAAUUAGUGUACCAAGUGUGUUCGACAGAUGAAAUGCACCGUCAUGAAAGUUUAUCGUGCGUAAGCGAACAUAUGGGAAAAGAGGUAGAGGUAAUAGUGGAUCGUUGCUUUUUAGACUCUAGUCGUACCAUCCCUCCUGAUCAGGAGGUGAAUCCUCCAGUCAUUAAAGAGUUCUGCGAGCAGAUGACCCACGUGCCAGAGUGGGUGGCUAAGCACGCCAGCCCGCCUCCCCAGCUGACCAGAGUGAUGGGUUUGGCAGCUCUGGGCCGAAUGGCUUGCGUGCUGGGCGAGGUACAACGGCCAUUGCCGAUGUGGCAAGCAGCUUUCGCAAAAUGUUUCCGGGAUUACCAGUCGACAGCAACUCUAAACAAAAGCAGUACAAAGAACCGAAGUGAAAAUGCACUCCAACAGAACGAAAAAUAAAGCUUUUCUGGUCCGAAAAAAGUUCAAAACUAGCUCCAUGCAAAGCUGGAACCUAUCAAUGUGAUAUCCUGUGAGACAAUUGCAGUGUAAUAUAGUCAUUCAUUCCAUCCUCAUCAAGAAUUGCAUUUAAUUAAUACAUUCUGUUCCAAAAUGUUCGGUUCAAAUGUAAAUCCUCAUCUCACAAUCGGUACUUAGCGUAAUAUUCCGUUGGCCCUUUUCGCCAAAUAAAAAAUCAUCGCCAAGUGCGCAAUCGACUGCCAAUGAUGUGAAUGGAAUCACCUAACUUACUCUACUCAUUUUGAAAAACCUUCAGAUUGAAGACGUUUGGCGAGAUUCAUUUUUCCUCUUCAAUUUUCAUCUGGCAAUAAUUUUAAUUUUUUCAUAAAAAUAGUCGACGGAAUAAUACGGUAGCUGCCACACAUCCACAAAUGCAAACGAAUUGAUUGUUUAGAAAUUGAAUGUUACAAUCAUGCGGAUGUGGAUGAAGCUGUAUUUCAAUCAAAUCUCAAAAAUGGCAGUGGAAGUUUUGUAGCAGGAAUUUUCAAUU
Uloborus diversus is the source of this 1058-nucleotide messenger RNA. RefSeq lists its product as uncharacterized. The coding region runs from base 44 to 511 and encodes 155 amino acids. The record is from RefSeq and is a predicted model, not a curated record. NCBI's taxonomy places the organism in Eukaryota, Metazoa, Arthropoda, Arachnida, Araneae, Uloboridae. The transcript is spliced from 6 exons.